UUGACUGUCGAGGCUGAUUGCCAUGGCUGCAGUGUGUAAACAAACCCGGUGCGCAGUUAAAAUGAGAUAACGGGAAACAACUGCUUUCAGUGCUCCUCAUUUAAUAUUUAUUAAUUAGAUGUGUGUUUGUGUGUUUGUGUGUGUGUCUGUGUGCGUGUGAUAUAAUCUUGGCAGACAACUCCAUCUUUAUUCUAAAUACAUUUUAACUCUGAUUUAAUUAUGAAAUUUCCCAGUGAAAUAGGGUCACAGAUAAGUGUUUCCGGGGGACUACAUUACUGACGCACCGCGCCAAACUACAAAACCGCCUGUCAACUUCACCACAAGAAAAAUAUACAUAUUUAAAAUGCCUGUGAAGAGAGCCCUUCAGUUACAAGACAAAGAAAACAGCCCAGCUAAGAGGCGAGCACCAAACAGGGACUAUUCCCCCAUGACUGGAACCCAAAUGAGUCCCACUACAAGACCUGCAGCAGGUAAUUCCAGAGCAGGUGGGAAGAAAACGAAUCCCGCUCAAAGAAAAGAGCCCAUGACAGAUGCUGAGAGGAUUCUGUUCCUCAGGUCUAAGGUGAAAAAAUCAUUCAAGGACCUCAUGAAAUACAGGCAGCAGCUGGAAACAUUAGUGUCAGUAGAGGGCAGUAGUGAGCUGAGGAGUCUCCUGCUGAUGAGUCCUGCUGAUCUACAAACUGAACUCAAGAGACAUGAGAAUCUGUGUGCUAAAAUUGCAUCGUGUGCAAAUAAAGCAGACAAAAACAAGGGCCAUUUCCAAGGGAUGAAACAGACUGGCAGCUCUUAUGAAUUUCUGAAGGCAAUCUUAAGCCGCUGAGGGAUCAUUUUUCGAUGUACGACAUGGACGGCAGCUGGUGCCUGCUCAAGGUGGAUCACGUAACUCUCUCUUUAUCACUUCUAGAGGCUGUCUCAAGGACAAAAGCUUAAGCUGACCUAACAAAACACACACUUGUCACACACUUUGCAUUGCUACACUUGAGAAGAACAAGAACAGCGUUUCAAAAUUCGCUUUCCAAGAUGUGUAACUAAGUACUGCAUGACUCAAUAUGAAGAUAUGGUUAAUAUUAGCACCAUUCAUUGAAAUUGUAUCAUGCACUCCAGUAUUAUAGCUUGCUGUUUGCACUAUAUUAUAUCGAGUAAGACAGUCAAACCAAAACCUGUUCAUUCUCUCAUCAGACCUCGCUCAGGCUGUAACACACUAGCCCCUUUGUGACCUGAUAACAUUUAUAGUUGUAAUGGAUUUUUUUUAAUGGCCAUCAUUAACUCGCACAAAGAAGGGGGAAAAAGAUUGCUUGUAUUUUUUCCCCUUGGUAUUUCAGCUUUACAGCAUUAUGUUCUGAUAUGUCUCCUUCCAUCAUUUUUGUUUUACAGCUCAUGAAGUUGAAGCGUUUAAAUGCAUAGCUUUAGUUCUAGCCUUCAGUCAUUGGCAAGAUUAUUCCUUUGUAUUAAUUAAUAUUUUUCUAAAUUUACUACUUAAAAUAAUAUUAGUAGUUUAUUAUUAUUAUUAUUUUGUUUAUUUGAUGUUGCCGUUUGCUUAGGACUGCAUGAUUAAUAAAAAAAAAAAAAAAAAAAUGAUGUGGCUUAGUGAGGUUUUUGUGCUACAAAACUGUGAUUUAAGUAUAUGCACAUUGUUUAAUAAACAUUAGUGUUACAUUUUUACAGACGUACUGUAAACUAAGUGUAUUAUUUUCUUAAAUUAUCAUUUUUUAUUUUAUAGGGAAAUAUAGUCAUUUAUUUUAGGAAUUUAUUUUAAAAUAAGAAUUCUAACAAUUAUUAUAAAUUUUUUUGUCAUAUUGCUAUAUAGAUUCAAAAAAGAAAUGGUAGAAUUGUGUAGCAAAUCUGAAGUUGUUUUUAUUUUUAUUUCAAGCUUUUUAAAUUGCCAUUAAAUUGUUUUUUUAAAAAUCAUAAAGCAAUCACAUUAAAUUACGUUUAAGUUUUUUUUCCCCCCAAAUCGCACAUCCCCAUUUUUGUUCACUGUUGGGCCAUUUGAAAACACUGGAGACACUUUCAUUUGGUACAAAACCAUUUAAUGAUGUAUUAAAAAUGUAAAAAUAA
Molecule: messenger RNA, 2058 nt
Organism: Carassius gibelio (silver crucian carp)
Lineage: Eukaryota; Metazoa; Chordata; Actinopteri; Cypriniformes; Cyprinidae
Gene: itgb3bp
Product: integrin subunit beta 3 binding protein
Exons: 9
Coding region: 344-820 (158 amino acids)
Biological process (GO): regulation of DNA-templated transcription; CENP-A containing chromatin assembly
Cellular component (GO): nucleoplasm
Source: RefSeq, a predicted model, not a curated record